AUGUCGGAUUUAAACUGCGGUUCUGGUGGAGGCGCGACUACAUACCCACAGUUGCGGAUCGCAUCGGUUUUCAUCAUCCUCAUCGGAUCACUGAGCGGCGCACUUUUUCCAGUGCUUGCUCAACGGUCAAGCUGGCUUCACGUUCCCAAAGGCGUUUUUGACUUUGCCAAAUACUUCGGUUCCGGUGUUAUCAUAGCUACAGCCUUUAUUCAUCUUCUCAGCCCUGCCAUCAGUGAACUUACAUCUCCAUGUCUGUCACCGGCUUGGCAGGUGUAUCCUUACCCGCUCGCAUUAGCCUUGCUCAGCGUAUUUUCGAUUUUCAUUGUUGAGCUGGUGGCCUUUAGGUGGGGUACAGCCAAAUUGGCCGCCCUUGGCGUGAGGCAUGACGCACACGGUCACGGUCUCGGUGCGCACGCUGCACAUGGACCUGAAGGUGGAAUGCCGAAUGACUCAAACUCUGAGAAGAGCAAGGAAGAUCUAGAAUCUGCCCAUGAUCAUCAGGUGGAUCUUGGUGCUACAGGGCAGGUCAUCGGUGUGUUCAUCCUAGAAUUUGGCGUAUUAUUGCAUAGUAUGCUCAUUGGGUUGACGCUGGCGGUCGAUCCGGACUUCAUAACUCUGUUUGUUGUCAUUAUAUUCCAUCAGAGCUUUGAGGGCCUUGGAGUCGGCACUCGUCUUGCUCACUUACAGCUUCCCCCGAAGUACAAUUAUGUAGCCAUCUGUGGCGCGCUGCUGUACGGAAUAACCACACCAUUAGGCAUUGCAGUCGGGCUUGGCGUUCAAAGCACGUACAACCCAAACAGCACCACCGCCUCUAUCGUAAGUGGAGUGCUCGACUCGCUGAGUGCGGGUAUCCUGUUGUACACUGGUCUCGUUGAGCUUCUUGCCCACGAGUUUAUCUUCAACAAAGAAAUGAUCAACGGUUCCAACAGUCGCGUUGCCUAUGCCCUCUCAUGCAUGCUGUUUGGAUGUGGGAUUAUGGCGCUUCUGGGGCGUUGGGCAUGA
Molecule: messenger RNA, 1002 nt
Organism: Suillus subaureus
Lineage: Eukaryota; Fungi; Basidiomycota; Agaricomycetes; Boletales; Suillaceae
Product: Zinc/iron permease
Exons: 8
Coding region: 1-1002 (333 amino acids)
Biological process (GO): zinc ion transmembrane transport
Cellular component (GO): plasma membrane
Molecular function (GO): zinc ion transmembrane transporter activity
Source: RefSeq, a predicted model, not a curated record